Messenger RNA from Hibiscus syriacus, 1464 nucleotides. RefSeq names its product basic leucine zipper 34-like. NCBI's taxonomy places the organism in Eukaryota, Viridiplantae, Streptophyta, Magnoliopsida, Malvales, Malvaceae. Gene Ontology annotation, biological process: positive regulation of DNA-templated transcription. The transcript is spliced from 4 exons. Gene Ontology annotation, molecular function: DNA-binding transcription factor activity; DNA binding. The record is from RefSeq and is a predicted model, not a curated record. Gene Ontology annotation, cellular component: nucleus. The coding region runs from base 199 to 1161 and encodes 320 amino acids.
UUCUUUCCGUUUUAGUGUCAACCUUUCAUGUUCUGUGACGGACAAAUGUUGAGAUUUUGAAGCAUAUUGUUGUGUUGGGCGUUUUUUGUUAGUUAGUUGGUUAGUUUUUAGUGAUUAUGAAUAGGUUUGGUUUGGAGAUUGAGGUGGCAUUGUUUGUAUAAAUUUUCUUGUGUGGGUUUUUGAACGAUUAGCUUUAGAAUGGCUGAAUUACCUCCCAAAAUACCACCCAACAUCACCCAAAACUGGUCUUCUUUUCCUCACGACAAGAUGCCCGCAAUGCCAAACUUCUUUUCCACCACCAUGAACGGUUCAAAUUGUUCAAUCCAACACCACGCCUCUUGGGUGGACGAGUUUCUCGACUUCUCUUCCGCCCGUCGUGGAGCUCACCGACGUUCCAUGAGCGACUCUGUAGCCUUCCUCGAGCAACCUUUGGUGGUGGAUGAAUGCAGGGACUCCGAUGCCAUGAUGACAACGACGAGGACUAAAGAGACGAAUAUGUUCGAUCUUGUCGACGACGACCAGCUCUUGUCCUUGUUCUCCGACGAUGUCCCCGUCACCAUGGCGGCGCCCACGUUAUCCUCUUCGAACCCUUCGACACCGUCUGAUCAAAAUAGCAACAAUGACGGGAAACCAACACCGUCAAUGGAUCUGCAACAACCUAAAAAUGAACCGGGGGAGGUCGAGAGCUCACGCAAAAUUUCCUCUGCGGAAGCUGCAAAAGCUCCAACACCAUCCUCCAAUGGCGAUGCUACCAUCAUUGAUCCCAAAAGCGUUAAGAGAAUUCUGGCAAACCGGCAGUCAGCUCAAAGAUCAAGAGUGAGAAAGCUUCAAUAUAUUUCACAGCUAGAAAGAAGCGUUUCAACGUUACAGAGUGAAGUGUCAGCAUUAUCACCAAGGGUUGCAUUCUUGGAUCAUCAAAGGUUGAUUCUCAAUGUUGACAAUAGUGCUUUGAAACAAAGGAUUGCUGCUUUGGCUCAAGAUAAAGUUUUCAAAGAUGCUUAUCAAGAAGCAUUGAAAAAGGAAAUUGAGAGACUAAGACAAGUCUAUCAACAACAACAAAAUCUAAAGAACAUGCACACCACAGCCACCAACCACUGCCCUACACCGCCACCACAACAACAACCGUCGUCUCUGCCGUCACCGUCAAAAAAUGAAGACUAACUUCAUCAAACGAACGGAGAGAGCUAGGGUUAAAAAAUGAUUUAACAUUUUUGUGUAUUAAUCCUUUGGGAAGAAGGGUUUUGGUUUUUGCUAAUUUUUAUAUAUUUUUAAUUUAUAAUAAUGAAGAUAGUUAACCUUUUAUUGGGGGGGGGUUUUAAAAAUUGUAAUUAAAUGGGAGGUAAGACUUGUGGAGAUUUUAAGGUGUGGGGUUGCUUUGGGAUGCAUGAAAAAAGUUCUUUUUGUCAGAGACAACUGAUUUUUACUGUCUGAUUGCUUGUCUGAAAAGAAGAAGAUAAAAAGAAU